Molecule: messenger RNA, 13643 nt
Organism: Phasianus colchicus (ring-necked pheasant)
Lineage: Eukaryota; Metazoa; Chordata; Aves; Galliformes; Phasianidae
Source: RefSeq, a predicted model, not a curated record
GAUGAUUAAAAUGAGGGUGAAGCGAGUUGAUUAUUUUAGGAAAGGUCAUAACAAUUGGGGUCAUGUUUUUAUAAUUAAGAUGUUAAAAUUACUUCAGCUACUUAAAUAGAACCUGCCCAUGACACUCAAUUUUCAUUAUCUAAAGAACUGCUCAUUUUUGAAAGGCCAAAGCUUAGUAAUGUUACAAUUCUGCUAACUAACUGUUCUAAUGCUUUUGGUUUUUUUCCCCCUCCUCUCACCUCUCUUCAAAGUGACUGGUAAGUGGGACGACUACACAUCUGCGUUGCCAGCAGAGGGAGUACUGGUUUGGUUUAACCAGUGUUCUUUAAAGCUGGUAAAGCAUUUGUUUGUCCUUAAAUGCAGGAAAAAAAGUGUUUCUACCACGUGAGAUGCGCAGUAAAAUAAAGGAUUUUUAAGUACUGAAGAAAACACUUCAGUCUAAGGUUGCUUCAUAGUUUUUUCAUUAAAUGGGAUGUCUAAGGUUGUAUUUGAUAACUUCAGAAACUGAACCUGUUCUUCAACAACUUCAGCUUUACAGAUUGUAGAUAUUUCCCAAAGAUUCUUAUAAUGUGCAGAAUUAGUGUACUCUGCAUUCGAAUGCUUUAGAAAAACAAGUUUUUUUCAGAUUGAGUGCUUAUAUUUUUUUCCUUUUAUUGCUCUAAACUUUACAGGAAUGGAAAACCAAAGAGUCUUUACAUGUGAAUGGCAUGACUUCGGAGAGGCUGAAGAGGCUCUAUUUGCAGCAUGGAUCGCUUCAGUUUAUCUGUUCACAUGUGGGACAUAGAGCUCCAAGUAAACGUUCAUCAUAUGAACUGUAACAAUAAGCUUUUUCUAGCUAAUCUUUUCUAGGAAAAAGUAAGAGUAAUGCUUUCAAGCCAGGGACUUCCCGUUCCUAUGCACUUGACAAAGAAAACUCUAAUGGAAAUAACCUAGACAUUUUGUGCUUCCUCCAUGCUUCUUCCUCCCAUUAAGUUAAAAGCUAGUCAUCACCAUUUACCCAAGCUAUUACAUGCAGUGCAUCAUUCGCAUGCGGAUGACAGUGUGAUGUAAUCAUUUCAAGUGUAUACACCUUUUGGGUGUGUUGAGGUGCUCAUAACUUGAACAUGCUGUUCUCUCUCCACGCCUUAGUUUUUUUUUUUAGUAGCCCUUAUGAAAUAUUCCUUCUUUAGUAGGGCAUACAGACUUUACUGGCAUACUUGUAUGCUUAUGCUUUGCUUGCAGACACAAUAUUAAAAUCAUUUGAUAUUACAUACUUAGUACUCUCUAGUGCUAUACUUAGCUCUGCAUGUUCACAAUAAAUUCAUAAUAAAUUGCCCUUCCUUUUAACUGAUUGGAAUAGAUAAGUCUUAGAUGUUUCUACAAGUUAUCAGACUUACUAAACUAGUUGUUAAUUCAUUGCUUCCGAGAUUUAUGUUGAAAAAAAAUAGGAAUAAGAAUAAAGUGAAGACAUGUCCACAAUCAAGCUUUAAAUGCAAUGCUAAAUACUGGCUUAAAUAUGUUAAAUUCUUAAUUUUGUAAGGCAUGGAACUUUGCUCUGGGGACUCUUGUAAUUGUUGGACAAAAACUGCUUGGGGAUAGAGGUCUUUUUCAAUAUGGGAAGAUUUUAUCUCCUGGUUUCUAAAGCAGGUGUUUUUGGGAGGCUUGGGGGCAGGGAUGCUCUGUGUUUGGGGCAACAUAUCCAUUAGAAUUUUUGUGCAAGGUGACUGGAUUGACUGGUUGUUCAAGUCAGCAAAUGUUUGUGUUCUCCACAUGCAGCCUGAUACAAUUGGAAAUAUACAGACAGCAUAUACAUCUGAAUUUUAGUUCCUAUAGUUGGGAAUUCGGAUAUUCCCAUUUAAUUUAGUUCUCAUCUGUUUGUUUCUUUAGAUUCACUGUGUGUGGUUUGGUUUUGUUUGUAUUUUAAAGUAUUGGAAAACAGAUUUUUGCAAGCUGUUUGUGUGUUUGGAAUUAUUUUCUAUGAUGCUUUGUGCCUUCUUUAUUUUUCUAACCCAAACUGGUGAUAGCAGGUGCCUAGACUCCUUCCUGUUAGGGAUAACAAACACCAGGACUGUCACUCAAAUAUGUUUAAGGUGGUAAGUCAUUUGAUACCAAUGCUGCUUCUUUUCUAAUUAGAUCAAUAUAAUUGAUAAAUAGGUGGUGUGAAUGUUUUCCUAUGUAGUCAACACCUGUGAGAUGAGUUAGUUGGUCAUUAAUUAGACAAAAGCAGACAGUUGAAUAGAUGGCUCGCUGGGAACUAAUGAAAUGCUGAGUGGGGAGCUGCACAGAGCUAGUGAAUGGAAAGUGUUUGGGUUACCUGGCUUUGCCUGGCAUUUGGCCUGUCUGUAUCUUGGUGUUUAGAGACUAUCCCUUAAUCCUGUUAUGGUUUAGAGCAUGAACUAUUGCUGACCUAGGCCACCUGUAUCAUAUUAUUGAGAGCUUUUCUUCCAUUUUUUUCCUAUUCUAUCUGAUUUUAAAAAGAUAUCCGUAGAUGUUUAGUUUUGUUUCAAAUCUAAGGCAGCCAAAAUCUAAACCCUUUUUCUGUAAUAAUUUCUAUAACCCAUAUAUUAAAAUAAAAACUUUUAGCCUAAAAAUUUCUUUACUAAGCUGGUAAAGCAAAACAUGGUUGGAAAUAGAAUGCCCUUUCUCAUUUUACUUCCUUUGCCUUUCAAAUUGUAAAACUUAUUUUAAGGAAAAGAAAUAGGAACUUUUAUAAGAGAACUGUUGAAAUGCUUAUAUUUGGUCUCAGAAAAGUGAACAUCCUGUAGCAGGAUCUAUCUAAUUUCUCUUUUUAACUCAUGUAGUCACUGUUCUUAAAUAAAGGUGACAAUAUGAAAUACUAAGUACUCAUAGCUAUCUUUAAAAUCCUCCUUCCUGGGGAUGUUGUGGUUAGAAUGGAUAAUGCUCUGAGAAAAUCAAGCAGAACCAAUGCAUAAAACCCCUACUGUAUCUACCUCUGCUAGAAGACAUGCAGUUAUCUCCGUGAUUUCUCUCAUAAUAAGGAAUGAGGUCAUCUUGAUCUCAAUCUCAUCAUAGUAUUCAUCCAUGCUUUCCCUGUUCUUAUCAAGUACUAUACACUGUCUCUGCACUAAAAAUAUUUGCAUUUAUUGGAUUUCUUUACUCUGCCGAAUAUAACUAUUCAAAUUACUUUUGUAUAUUGAAACUGCAGUCAGAUGACACUACAAGAUCUGAGGGAAGCUGAACAGCAAAAGCAUUUCUGGAAUUUGUAAGUCAGGUUCCCAUGGUGAUUGGUGUGGCGUAAUAGCCUAGAUUAGAGCUUACUAAAAUGAAUAAUAAAAUUUGUAAUGGGGUGGGUAUUGUGUGAGCAGUCACCAUUCAAAUUUUCCCACAGAUUCCUGCUGGCAUGAUGCUCAUGUUUGCUUACAGGAUUGGGAACAGCAAAAGUAUUCAGAAAUGCUAAUUUACAUUGGGGGGGGGGGGGGAAGAAUCUCUGCAAAAUUCUGUGGUUAGCAUCUUAAGGAGGUUUACAUUUCUAACUUAUAUUUUUAUAAUCUAAUUGAUAGUGCUUAAAAUGUCAUCAAAAGAGCAGUGGCUGAGAAUCUAGAAGAUAACUGAAAGACAUGGUAGGUGCUAAGAAAAAUUGUUUGCUGCACGCUCAGAAAGGCAGGAUAGCUGAAAAAAUAAGAGGAUGAAAAAGCUCUACUAUAUUUUUCUCACAAGUAUUUGUAAUUGCUAUGGAAGUCUGUAGUAUCCUCAUUUUGUACCACAGUUGUAUUGCUUCUGGUAAUUAAAUGCCACUGAAUCUUGCUGUUCUUUUUAAGAACAUAUUGUAGCUCUGAAAGUCAUAUUUAAAGUGGUGGGAGAGGACAAAUGAGGAAUUAGUCUCAGUCCUUGAAGAAGGGUACAAACAGGAUGAAUUUAAUAAUAUGGUAAUUAAUAUUGUAAGUGACAAUUGACACUUCCUAAAGUUUACUUAGCUAUUAGCAGCAGAUAGAAGGUUUUCGCAACGUAAUAUUUAUCUGUCAUCCAGUGACUGAACAGAAGUUGAUUCACCCUUUGUUUAGAAACUCUGCACUCUCAAUAGGGAUAAAACUUUCUGAUUUGCUUCAUCUUUUGUUCUUAAUGUAUGUGGUAUCUUCUUUAAUAGGAAAUGGUUUCUCAAAUUAUCUGUAAAACGAAACAUUUAUAGUCGAGGUGACUCUUACUGUUGUCAAAUCAACUUAAGGACCUUGGAUAAGCAUGCAGAAAAAGUUCUUAAAAUACUGUUUUCUGUUGUUCUACCAAACAUGGGUAAAACAAAUAAUGUAGAACUGGAACUGGAUGCAUAUUUGUCCUGUGUAGAACACCAACAAAGAACAUAGACUUGCACGGCUUUUUUGUGACUGCUAUCCUAGGAAAGGAAAGCGGUAAGUAUGUUGGGAAUAAAAACAAUUUUGUAGCCUUUCAGCCCAUUAAGCUGUGAAAAUAAUUCCUAGUCUGCAACAAUUUUUUAGAUCUCGCUUCUUAGGGAUAAAACUACAUGAAUACAUCAGUCAAAGUGCUGCAGAGAAAAAAGGUGUGAACUAGGUUUCAGUGUAGGAAUUGCCAAAUGUAAAUGGUGAAGAGAUCAUUCAGAGGAAGAAGAAAGUCCUGUACUCAAAAUCUUCAUACUUGAAUAUGUCUCACUGACUAUGGUAUGUUCAAUUUAUAGAUAGAAACUUUUGACCUGUGCAACUUGAUUCUAAGUUCCUGCUGUAGAAAUGGGACCUUUUUUAGCUUUAGUUUUCCCAGGAGGUGAAGAAAGAUACUUACAUGUUUGAAACGUAUUUCAUUCAUAAUUUUAGCAUUGUUGUUACAUUCUGCUUGUACUUCAAUAAAGUUCUGAAAGGGCAGCACAAAGCUGCACCUUAGUUUUCUAUCUUUGAUAGUAAAUUGACUUCUAGUUGCUGUGCUUUAUACUAAUUACAGCUGUCUAGUAUUGCUUAACAAAAUGUUGUGCAUUACACUGCAUUGCACUCCUGAAAUCUACUUACCUGGUAUUAAAUUAUCUGAAACAAAAACCAAAUUAACAAAGGAUGAUGGAAAACAUCACAUCAAUACAGAGAGCUCAAAUCUGUGAUACCAGAACACAAGUGCAAAGAUCCUCAACUGUGGCUGAGAGCUUGAGAGGACAAUAGGUAUUUUGUACAAGCGUUCUGUAAAGUUAUUUUUUCAGUUUUAAACUGAAUUACAUUGUAUGUGUUAAGGGUUUAUUCCCAUAGCUAGGGGCUGUAGGGUCUGUUCCUUGCUGUAAGCAGUAAAUUGCUGGCUCUGUGCUUCUAAAUACAAUCUCAUAUUUAAAUCUUGAAGUUUCUUGUUCAGUGGAACUUUUAACAAAUUUUGCAGAGGGGAAGAAGAGUGGCUCUGUGCAGGGGUUUUAAGUAUCAGUUUCAACAUCUAAUGGCCACAGUAAGAGCUUCCACUUAACACUUAGGAAGUGAAAUACCAACACACAUUGCUAAAUGCUGGUCUAGUUGCAAGCUAUUAUUCUGGGCCCUGCGUCACACCGUUUUGUGCUUUACCAUGCUGGAUGAAUGCCAGAGAAUGAUGCCACGUUGAAUCACAAACUGCAAUUGGGCUCCAGUGCUGGAAUUGCUUUCUCAUCACCCUUUUGUUUAAACAGGAUCGCACAAGAACCAAACGUACGGGACUGGAACAGGUUUGCUUUGUGAUGAAUUCAGCAGAGCCAACGCUGUGUGCGAGAGCAGGGAAGUGGAGCAGAGCUCUUUGAUUCAGCCUCGAGAACUGCUAUUAAAUCCUUGCCGAUGGGGUGGAGCCGCUCCUCAGCCAUUUCAGCAUCACCAACGGGAGAACGGUGUUCCACAAGCACAGUGCCGACUCAGACGGAGAGAGAGAAGGCAUUAUAACAGGAAUUAUAACACUUCUGGGCCUGAGGACAAAAGGAAAAUGGAGAAAAGCGGCACACGUUGAAGUUGCUCGUCCAUAGAGCUGUGUGAAGCCGAGGGAUCGCGUCUGCUCUCCCCACCCUUUUUCCUCCCCUCGUCCAUCGACUCUCUGCCCCAAGGGAAGGGCACUGCCCCGGGGCGAACAAAGCGGGGGCAGAGACAAAGGCGGCGGGAGGAGAGGACGGGGACCGAGAGAGGAGGGGAAAAGCGGCGCCGGAGCGCGGCAGGGGGAGCGGUUCCCGCUGCUGCUGCAGUCCCCGCCUCGCGGAGCCUCGGGCCCGGCAGACGUUGUCCGCCCGCCCCGCCCCGCCUCCCGCCCGCCGAGCUGAGCCGGGAGCGGCGCCGCAGAGGGGCAGAGGAGGCGGCGGAGGGGAAGCGGAGGCGGCGGCGCGGAGGCAGCGGUUUACCCUAGAAUUGGAAGACAGAAACAAUUAUAUUGUAUCCAUGUUGGGAAAGAGGUAGUUGCUGUAGUCAAAGAGGGUUAACACUGGUAUCACAGAAAAAUGAGUAUGUUAAAACCGAGUGGACUUAAGGCUCCAUCAAAGACCAUCAAGCAUGGAAGUACGUUACCGAAAGCACCUGCAUCUGUUGCAACUGCUCCAGCAGAAAAGGCACCUUCCAGUGAAAAGUCCUCAAGCACAACCACUGCAGACGCACACGACGACUUUGUGGAUGAUUUCAGAGUUGGAGAGCGUGUUUGGGUCAAUGGAAAUAAACCUGGCUUUAUUCAGUUCCUUGGUGAAACACAGUUUGCUCCAGGACAGUGGGCAGGGAUUGUUCUAGACGAACCAAUCGGUAAAAACGAUGGCUCUGUGGCUGGAGUUCGCUAUUUCCAGUGUGAACCCUUGAGGGGAAUAUUUACAAGACCAUCAAAAUUGUCAAGAAAAGUGCUGACAGAAGAUGAAGCCAAUGGUACUCAGACAGCUCAUGCAUCUAGAGCUACAUCACCAACCUCCACAUCAACUGCCAGUGCGGUGUCCGCGUCCCCUGCUGCACUUCCCCCAACAGGAAUUCCACACAAAACAUCACCACUUGCUGCUAAAGAACAUUCUACUCCUUCUCAGUUUAGCAAUCUUUCAAAAACUGCAAGUGGAUCUGUGUCAAAUCUGUCUGAAGCUGGAUCACUAAAGAAAGGAGAAAGGGAGCUCAAAAUUGGAGAUCGAGUUCUGGUGGGUGGAACAAAAGCUGGAGUUGUGCGUUUCUUGGGGGAAACCGACUUUGCUAAAGGAGAAUGGUGUGGAGUAGAGCUGGAUGAACCUCUGGGAAAGAAUGAUGGAGCUGUUGCUGGAACAAGGUACUUUCAGUGUCAGCCAAAAUAUGGUUUGUUUGCUCCUGUGCACAAAGUUACAAAGAUUGGAUUCCCAUCUACUACACCAGCAAAAGCAAAGACAACGGUGCGAAAAGUGGUUGCGACUCCUGCAGCCCUGAAACGAAGCCCAAGUGCAUCUUCCCUGAGCUCUCUCAGUUCUGUUGCAUCUUCAGUAAGCAGCAAGCCAAGCCGUACAGGACUAUUGACAGAAACAUCCUCCCGGUAUGCAAGAAAGAUUUCUGGUACCACAGCCCUGCAGGAGGCACUGAAGGAGAAGCAGCAACAUAUUGAACAGCUCCUGGCAGAAAGGGACCUGGAGAGGGCAGAAGUUGCAAAAGCAACCAGUCACGUGGGGGAAAUAGAGCAGGAAUUAGCACUCGUUCGAGAUGGACACGACCGGCAUGUACUGGAGAUGGAAGCAAAAAUGGACCAGCUGCGAGCUAUGGUGGAGGCUGCUGAUAGGGAGAAAGUGGAGCUUCUCAAUCAGCUCGAGGAAGAGAAAAGGAAGGUUGAAGAUCUUCAGUUCCGAGUGGAAGAAGAAUCCAUUACCAAAGGAGACCUAGAGACGCAGACCAAACUGGAGCAUGCCCGCAUUAAGGAGCUUGAACAGAGCCUGCUCUUUGAAAAGACCAAAGCUGACAAACUCCAGAGGGAGUUAGAAGACACUAGGGUGGCUACAGUAUCAGAAAAAUCUCGCAUCAUGGAACUAGAAAGAGAUCUAGCAUUGCGGGUGAAGGAAGUAGCUGAGCUUCGAGGGAGAUUAGAGUCUAGUAAACACAUUGAUGAUGUGGAUACUUCUCUUUCAUUGUUACAAGAAAUAAGUACUUUGCAAGAAAAAAUGGCAGCAGCUGGCAAAGAGCAUCAGCGCGAGAUGAGCUCUCUGAAAGAGAAGUUUGAAAGCAGUGAAGAAGCGCUGCGAAAAGAGAUCAAAACACUUUCAGCUUCAAAUGAGAGAAUGGGAAAAGAAAACGAGUCAUUGAAAACUAAGCUUGAUCAUGCCAACAAAGAGAAUUCAGAUGUAAUAGAACUGUGGAAAUCGAAGCUGGAAUCUGCAAUUGCUUCCCAUCAGCAAGCAAUGGAAGAACUGAAAGUUUCAUUCAGCAAAGGUGUAGGGGCUCAGACAGCAGAAUUUGCAGAGUUAAAAACUCAGAUGGAGAAGCUUAAAUUAGACUACGAAAAUGAAAUGUCGAAUUUAAAACUGAAGCAGGAAAAUGAAAAAUCUCAUCAUUUAAAGGAGAUUGAAGCUCUGAAGGCAAAAUUGCAGGCGGUCACAGAGGAGAAAGAACAAACCCUGGAAAACCUGAAGACCAAACUGGAAAGUGUGGAAGAUCAGCAUCUGGUAGAAAUGGAAGACACUUUAAACAAAUUACAGGAAGCUGAAAUAAAGGUAAAGGAGCUAGAUGUACUGCAAGCCAAGUGCAAUGAACAAACCAAACUUAUUGGUAGUCUUACACAACAGAUCAAAGCUUCUGAAGAAAAGCUUUUGGACCUUGCUGCACUUCAGAAAGCCAAUUCUGAAGGUAAAUUGGAAAUCCAGAAACUUAGCGAGCAGCUUGAGGCAGCUGAGAAACAGAUACAGAAUUUAGAGACUGAAAAGGUUGAUGGAAGUAGCAAGGCUAGUAAUCUGGCCAAAGAACUGCAGGGCAAAGAGCAAAAGCUUCUUGACCUUGAGAAAAACUUGAGUGCAGUAAAUCAAGUUAAAGAUUCUUUGGAAAAGGAACUUCAACUUUUGAAAGAAAAAUUUACUAGUGCAGCUGAUGGAGCAGAAAACGCUCAACGCGCUAUGCAAGAAACAAUACAAAAACUAAACCAAAAAGAAGAACAGUUUGCACUCAUGUCUUCAGAACUGGAACAACUGAAGUCUAAUUUGACUGUGAUGGAGACUAAACUGAAGGAGAGAGAAGAGAAAGAACAGCAACUGACUGAAGCUAAAGCCAAACUAGAAAAUGAUAUUGCAGAGAUCAUGAAGUCAUCAGGAGACAGCUCUGCCCAGCUUAUGAAAAUGAACGACGAGCUACGGUUAAAAGAAAGGCAGUUGGAGCAAAUACAACUUGAGCUUACAAAAGCAAAUGAAAAGGCUGUUCAGCUUCAGAAAAAUGUGGAACAGACAGCACAGAAAGCUGAGCAGAGUCAGCAAGAAACUCUCAAGACUCAUCAAGAAGAGCUGAAAAAAAUGCAGGAUCAACUAAUGGACAUGAAAAAGCAAAUGGAGACCAGUGAAAAUCAGUAUAAGGAUCUUCAGGCAAAGUAUGAAAAAGAAACUUCUGAGAUGAUCACCAAACACGAUGCAGAUAUCAAAGGGUUUAAGCAGAACUUGUUGGAUGCAGAAGAGGCACUGAAAACUGCACAAAAGAAAAAUGAUGAGUUGGAAACACAGGCUGAGGAGCUGAAAAAGCAAGCAGAACAGGCUAAAUCCUUGAGCUCUGUGUUAGCAUCAGCCAGAAAAGAGAUUGAACUAAUGUCAGACAAGAUGAGGGAUUUAAUAUCAGAAAAAGAGACACUGGCACAGGAGAGGAAUACUCUAAAAUUAGAGAAAGAGUCAUUGUUAUCACAGCAUCUAGAGAUGGAGUCAAAGAUUUUGUUAGUUGAGAAAGACGGAGAAGAGCUUUGGACAAAAAAUGAAGAGCUUAAUUCAGAAAAUAAAAAAAUUCUAAAGCAGAAAGAAGAAGCUGAGGCCAAAAGUCGUCAGGAAAGCACAGAAAAGGUAGCACUGAUUUCUGAGAAAAGCAGAUUGCUCUCUGAAAUAGAGACUGCACAGGCAGAUCUUCUAAAGGUAACUCAAGAAAAUGAUGCUCUCCGGUCUUCAGAGUCAGCCUUGCUCCAGCAGUUGAAAGAACUACAGGCCAACAAAGAUUCUAUGGAUGUGGCAUGUCAGAAACAUAUCAAGGAACAGGAGGAACUGCAGCGUUAUCAGAAGAAGCUUUUGGAAGAGAAUGAUGCAGUCAUUAAAGACAAAGAUGAUGUAAUUCAGAAACUGCAAAGUUCUUAUGAUGACUUGGCUAGAAAUCAAAAAGAGCUACUACAAGAAGUGUCAACUCUGACUGCAGAGAGAGAUUCAGCCCAAGAAAAAUACUGGGAUCUUAAAAGUACACACACAGCCUUAAAAACCCAAAUUGACUGCCUGCUGCAGACAAACCAGAGUCUGCAGUCUGAGAAGGAGAUGCUCCUUAAAAGCAGAGAAGAGCUGUGUGUGAGUUUGGCCAAUACUGUUAGUGAAAAACAGGCAAUAAAAGUGAGAAGAGAUGAGAUGCAAACAGAACUAGAGACUGAACAUGAGAAACUUGAAAAGAUGACAAAAGACAAUAUGGAGCUGAAGGCUUCCCUUUCUAAGCUCUCUAGUUUUCUUGAGGAAAUGAAAUCCUCAAGAGAGACAUCUAACUCUGAACGUAUUUAUUUGCUUCAAGAGGCUCUUUCUGCAUCAGAACAAAGGCUCCUGGCUGAAAGGGAGAAACUUCUAAAUGAAAAUAAGGCAGUUACUGAAAAGCUCGCUAAGGCCACAGCAGAUGCUGUGCUUGCUGAGAGAGCCUUCACCGAGAAGAUAAAUGAAUUGAACUUGGAAAAGGAAUCUGUUUUUUCUAAGUCACUGCAAUUUGAGAAGCACAAUGAAGCUCUUCUGCGAGAGAAGGAUGAGUUGGAGAGAAAAUACUUUGAGCUUGUUGAUGAGAAGAAGUCUCUUGAAAAUGCUGUUUCUGGUAUGAAGAGAGAACAGGAGCUGGAUUUCUCAGCCAACAGUGUUCUGGUCCAAGAGAAUACCACACUCAAGGUUUCAAUUGAAGCUCUCGAGGAAGAACUAAAGGAGAAGAAUCUAGAAAAUCAAGAGCUGAUAGCCUGUAAAAGUGACCUUUCAGAUCUUCUGAAGGAGGCCCAGGAUGCCAGAAGAACAUUGGAAAACGAACUGGCUGCUGUGUCACUUGCCAAGCAGGUCCUGUCAUCUUCAUUCAGUUCCUCUGAUAUAGAAAUACUGAACAGAGAGAGGACGGAAUUACAAGAUAAAUGCCAGAAAUUAACUGAUGAGGUUGAGAAUAUGAAAGAAAACUUAACCGUAGAAAAGAAAGCUAGAAUAUUGGAUAAGGAAUCCUUUUUGUUGGAAUGUGCGGAGCUACAAAACAACAUCAGUUUCUUAGAGAAGGAGAUGGAAGUGAUGAGAGAGAAAAAUAAAGAAUUUCUGACUGAGAAAGAGCUUUUGGUUCAGGAAAAAGAAAAAUCUGAAGCUAAACUGGAGGAAGUAAUUAAAGAAAAAAAGGUUCUCUGUACAGAAACAGAGCAGCUGGCGUCCAAAAUUGAGCAACUGAAGAGUGACUUUACUUCCCUGUCUGUAUCAAAAGCAGAGCUUGAGGACAUGCACAGCUUUGUCUCCGUGAUGCUAGAUGAACUUCAGCACAAAUAUGAGGCAACAGAGAAGGAGAAAAUGGAGUUAGUUCAGGAAAAUGAAAGUCUGCAUGCUGAGUGGAAGAGCCUGGUCAUCAUUAAUGAAGAAAUAAUAAAAGAGAAGGAGAAAUUGUCCAAGGAAUAUUGCAAACUGCGUGAGAAAGUAGUGGAACUUCUAGAGCAAACUGAUGCAGACUUCUCCUGCAGACUGCUGUACUCUGAGGAAAAACAUAAGCUGCUGCUGGAGGAGAUGAGCAAUCUGGCUUUGAAACUAAGAGAAAUAGAGACUCUCCAGGCCCAAACAUUUAUGCAAAAAAUUGAGGCUGACAAAAGAGCAGAAGAAGUUUUACAGACCAUGGAGAAGGUGACCAAAGAGAAGGAUGCCAUUCACCAAGAAAAGAUUGAAACUUUGGCAUCUUUGGAGAACUCGAGACAGACAAACGAGAAGCUGCAGAAUGAAUUGGACAUGCUUAAGCAAAACAACUUGAAAAAUGAAGAGGAACUCACUAAAUCAAAGGAGCUCCUGAACCUGGAGAACAGGAAAGUGGAAGAACUUAAAAAAGAAUUCGAAGCGCUGAAGCUGGCAGCUGCUCAGAAGUCCCAGCAGCUUGCAGCUUUGCAAGAGGAGAACGUGAAACUUGCCGAGGAGCUGGGCAGAAGCAGGGACGAAGUCACAAGUCAUCAGAAGCUGGAAGAGGAGAGAUCAGUACUCAAUAACCAGUUACUAGAGAUGAAAAAGAGAGAAUCAACAUUAAAAAAAGAAAUUGAUGAAGAGAGAGCAUCUUUACAAAAAUCCAUCAGUGAUACUAGUGCCUUGAUCACACAGAAAGAUGAAGAACUGGAAAAACUCAGAAAUGAGAUCACGGUGCUCCGUGGAGAAAAUGCUUCUGCAAAAACCUUACAGUCAGUGGUUAAGUCACUGGAGUCUGAUAAGUUGAAACUUGAGGAAAAGGUGAAGAAUUUGGAGCAAAAACUCAAGGCAAAAAGCGAACAGCCAUUAACUGUAACUAGUCCCUCAGGUGAUAUUGCUGCUAAUCUACUUCAAGAUGAAAGUGCAGAAGAUAAACAGCAAGAGAUUGACUUCCUGAAUUCAGUGAUAGUAGAUCUGCAAAGGAGAAAUGAAGAAUUGAACUUGAAAAUACAAAGAAUGUGUGAAGCAGCCCUCAAUGGCAAUGAAGAGGAGACAAUCAACUAUGACAGUGAGGAAGAAGGCCUGUCCAAGAAGACGCCUCGCCUCUUCUGCGACAUCUGCGGCUGCUUUGAUCUCCACGACACCGAGGACUGCCCGACCCAGGCGCAGAUGCUGGAGGAGCCUCCACACUCCACGUACCACGGCAGCAGGCGGGAGGAGCGGCCCUACUGCGACACCUGCGAGAUGUUUGGGCACUGGACAGCUGACUGCAAUGACGAUGAGACCUUCUGACACAGCACGCGGCCAGGGCCGGCCUGUCUGCGUGCCCAUCGGACACUUUACACAACCAGCAUUUCUGUGUGCUGAAUGUCAGGACAAGGGAUGGUGUUUCUUGACCCCCUCGCUCCCUUUCCCUUUGCCCAUCCACUUUAGAGUCAGUAAAUGGAUAAAUAUUUUCCUCCUCCACUAAUAAGUACCCCGUUUCCCUUUAUUAAACUUAAGUGAGGUAUAAAUAAAUGAUUUAAUGGAUGACUUUAUGCUGUUUCUUCCCAGGCUCUGGGUUUGUUUCAGCUCUAACACGUCGUGCCCCUGUGCUGUUGGAUCUGUUGGUGGGAAAACAUGUAUAGGAACAAAGCACUAUAGUUAUAUUAAAGCUUAUUUAAAUACCUUAAAAUUAUGCUGUUAAUUUUCAUAUUUGCACUAAACCAUUUUAAGGCUGCAUUUGUACAUUUAGAUUUUUAAGCUUUUUUUGACACUGGACUGGGUUGAGAACUAUGUUGUGUUAAUUUUCAUUUCCUCGUUUGCUUGCAGUUUGUGCCCCUGGCCUCCAGCUCUGCCUCUGGCCCGGAGGGCUGCAGUACAAUGCCUUGGGUGUGCAGUACAAACCUCGGGGUAAGGCGCUGCUGUGGGCUUUUUAGAAACCCAUCUGCUGCGUGCACCUGAAACAGUUUGAGGCAUGCCUUUUUUUUUUUUU